Messenger RNA from Fundulus heteroclitus (mummichog), 4776 nucleotides. RefSeq names its product TOM1-like protein 2 (gene tom1l2a). Bases 85 to 1704 code for a protein of 539 amino acids. Lineage: Eukaryota; Metazoa; Chordata; Actinopteri; Cyprinodontiformes; Fundulidae. The record is from RefSeq and is a predicted model, not a curated record. Gene Ontology annotation, molecular function: ubiquitin binding; clathrin binding; phosphatidylinositol binding. Gene Ontology annotation, biological process: signal transduction. Gene Ontology annotation, cellular component: endosome; membrane. The transcript is spliced from 16 exons.
UUCGUCGGUGGGCGGGGCUUAGCCGCGUAGCUGCCUCUGGGCCUCAGCCUCCGUCAUUUCCAAAGCGGAUCGUUUGUUGUCAAAAUGGAGUUUCUACUUGGAAACCCUUACAGCACGCCCGUGGGCCAGUGUAUAGAGCGAGCCACAGACGGAGGCCUGCAGAGCGAGGACUGGACUCUGAACAUGGAGAUCUGCGACAUCAUAAACGAAACGGACGAGGGGCCGAAAGACGCCAUGCGGGCCCUAAAGAAGAGGCUGACUGGCAACAAGAACUACAGGGAGGUCAUGCUGGCGCUGACGGUGUUGGAGACGUGUGUGAAGAACUGCGGUCACCGGUUCCACGUCCACGUGGCCAACAGAGACUUCAUUGAUGGCGUCCUGGUGAAGAUCAUCUCCCCCAAAACCAACCCUCCCACAAUUGUGCAAGACAAAGUGCUGUCCCUCAUACAGUCCUGGGCCGAUGCCUUCAGGAGCAGUCCCGAUCUCACCGGCGUGGUCCAUAUCUACGAGGAGCUGAAGAGGAAAGGCGUCGAGUUUCCAAUGGCGGACCUGGAUGCGUUGUCUCCCAUUCACACGCCACAGAGGGGCACACCUGAAGUGGACCCGGCUAUGAUGAAGUACCUCGCCCCUAACCCGUCGGCUGCUGGCCCUCCUAAACCCAGCCAGCCGGCUCCCACCGCCGCGCAGGCCUCCAGCAUCCCCAGCCCCGUCGCUGUGAGCCCUGAACAGAUUGCCCGGCUGCGGAGCGAGCUGGACAUCGUGAGAGGGAACAUUAAAGUCAUGUCGGAGAUGCUGACAGAGCUGGUCCCUGGCCAGGAAGAUGCUCCUGAGCUAGAACUGCUCCAGGAGCUGAACAGAACGUGCCACGCCAUGCAGCAGAGAGUGGUGGAGCUGAUAAGCCGCGUGUCCAACGAGGAAGUGACCGAGGAGCUGCUGCACGUCAACGAUGACCUCAACAACAUAUUCCUGCGAUAUGAGAGGUAUGAGAGGUACAGGACGGGCAGGGCUGCACAAAACAAUGGGAUGUUAGCUGAGGCUACAGAGGAUAACCUCAUAGACCUGGGCCCGGGCUCCCCCGCUGUGGUGACACCCAGAAUCGUGUCCAGCCCUCCGUCCGCCUCCGUCCCCGGAGCCGCAGCCUCCACCACCCACAACCCUUCCACAGCUUCCAUAUCCACGGCACUCGCUACUCUUGAUGUAGGUUCUGACGGUGUGGGCGGCACCCAGACGUCUCUGUCGGGCGGCAACAAGGAUGACUUUGACAUGUUCGCCCAGACCAGGAGCAGCUCACUGGCUGAACAACGCAAAAAUGUAAAAUAUGAAGAACCCCAUGCUCUGGGAGGCCUAGCUUCAGCUUUGGAUGUAAGGCAACAAAACACAAGUGGGCUGAGGGUAAAAGGGGAUGAUAACCCAGCAGAUCAGGAGCUGCCCAUAGACAGCUGGCUUAUUACCCAAGGAAUGAUCCCCGUAUCGCAGUCCUCUGUCAUGGAUGACAUAGAGGAGUGGCUCUGUGCUGACGUGAAAGGAGAUGCUGCCGAGGAGGGAGUGACCAGCGAAGAGUUUGAUAAGUUCCUGGAGGAGCGAGCUAAGGUAGCAGACACUCUGCCGUCUCCCCCCGGAGCUCACCCUCCUCACCCUGUCCGUCCCCCCGCUGGCUCCCACAAGAAGGCUGAACGGACGGAGGAUGCCCUCUUUGCCUUGUAGACUGUUUUGUUUUUUUUAGCAAAAAUUAGCUUCUCCCACAGGGGAAACCGGAAGGUCAUCCUAAACAUUUCCCCUCCAAAACAGCUCUUCUAGUUCCAUUUUUACCGCUGACUAGAUGGAAGUGGUGUGGCGAGUGAGCUCCACCUCCUUGCCCACACCAGUUGAGGUUGAAGGUGUUUACUGCACCACUCUGCCGUGUUGCAUUUUACUACAAAUGGAUGUAUAAAUCUGUUAACGUGGGAUGUACAACUCGCAGGCCUGCAGCUCAUUUGCACCGAUCCCACCGAAUGAAGACAACCUAAUUCGUCUCAUUUGGUGUAAGAAUGUGGUAUAUUACUGCUAACAUGAAUAGCGUAAGUGCAAGCUCAUGCAUUGAAGUUUUAUGGAAGACUGCAGUUAGAAUAAUGUUAUUUUUUACUACAUUCAGCUAAUUGCAUAUAUAUGCAUUUCUUAUUCUAAUGGUUUGAUCUGUACUAUGUACUAGAGCGGUGGUUGCGGUUUGUCAAUUAUUUGUUUAAUCAGCAAAUAUUCCAUUCGAGAGUUCUGGUUUGUCUUUUAAUGGCAAUAAUAAGUAACGAGGAUAGAAAAGCUGUAUUACCUUGCUUAUCAAUAACACUGCAAAGAAAAGGCUGAUUUAUUAUUAAAGAGGAAUAUCCUGUAAAAUCAUGUUUCAUCUUGGUAAAUGGAACAUUCACUGUAUUCCUCUAAACAAAGGGAACAACAAUAAAUGGAAACUCAUUAUUGCAUUUUUCAAACAGCUAUUAAGGGAAGAAAAAUGCUUACAUUUUGUGCAUCUUUAAAAACAAAAACGUAAAAUGGAAACUGCAACCAGCUUCAAGCACCUUUAGCCAUUCCAAAGAGUAUCAAGGCUUUAAUGACCAACUAGGAUUUUUAUUUAUAUAUUAAGAAUAUAUAUGAAGUUACAGUAAUACAGUCCAUGGUGGUCUGUGCGUGUUUUGGUGGUUGAGGGAAAAUUUUGUUUUAUUUUCUUUCAAAAUUUCAAAUGAUAAAAACAUAACAAUCACAGGCAAAGCAAUUUAAAAAAAGAUUGGCCAGUUUUCUUUCAUAUUCCAACACCCUGUAGGCCUCAACUUGCACCACCAAAGAUGUGUAUCUGGUAGGGGUGAGUGUUUUAUGGCAUCAGCUUCACAAUCUUAGAUUAGAUUAGAUUCAACUUUAUUGUCAUUACACAGGUACAAGGCAACGAAAUGCAGUUUAGGUCUAUCCAGAAGUGCAAUAGCAGCAUCUCAACAAAAUAUGGGGAAGGGUUUCAUAUGCAUUUCAGUAUUAACUCAUCAAAGUUUUAAAUAAGUGCUCGUUUUGUAUGUUCUCCAUCUAUAUUUGUAGUGCAAAAAUGUGUGGGACACCUUUGACGUCCAGCGCCACCUACAGUCAGGGAAUGAAUUACAUGCCUGUCUAGACAGGAACAGAAGGGAUCCGGUUAUUUAGGUUCUCUUCUCCUGGCAUUUUAUGUUUUGAUUUUUAAAUAUGAAAACAAAAUUCUAACUGCUUUAAGAAAAAUAAAAUCCUGCCAAAGGAUUAGAGUAAACAGCCCCUCGCAGCCAGUAUAUGGAGAAUUGCCUGUCUACAGACAUGAAAAAAAAGGGACAAUUUGCAGUUUAUCUUUGCCAGUGAUUAAUAUUUUAUUAACGAAAAGAAAAUCAAACCAAAUUAACAUUUCUGCUCAUCUGUUAUUGACCACAAAAAAAAAAAAACAGAAAUACUGCUUGUUUUUCAGUUAAAAUUUUUGUAAUUUAAAACCAAAAUAGAAACUCCAGUUUUUUUUCCUAUUAGUUAUGUCUGAUAAGAUCCAAUUACCAAAACAUGCAUGGACACCUAGGGUAUGUACAUUUUACUUUAUCAACUAUAUUAUUGUAUGUGCACUUUGAUGCAAAAACUACAUUUCUUUGUCUUUUGCAUUUGUAAAGUUUGUAUUUUUUCAGGGGAUGGGGAAAAAGUCCACUUUGCAUACCACUUUUGUUUAUUUAUCAUUUCAUUUCAGCGCUUAUUUGAGUUCAUACAGGAUAUCAAGUUUAGGAUUGAGAAGACGACAGCAUUAAACAUUUACAUGGGCAAAACAUUAUUUUUAUGAUCAGUGUUUGUAGUUCUGGCUUUAAAAUGGCAUAAAUGACAAAAGUAUUGAGAUUACAAUGAUGCACGCUUUUAAAAUACGCAUUCUCGUUGAUGGAUCCCCCGUGUAUUUAAUGCUAUAAAAUCUGUUCACCUCAAAAAUACUCUCCUGAUUUAUUCGUUCUAAUUUAUUCUCAACCUUAUUUUAUAGCUGAUGUAUCUUUUACAACACUGAGUGCGGUUAGAAGCGGGUGUUCAUCCUGGCAUCGUCUUUCGGAACUUGCUGGAGAGGUCUAUCCAUAAUUUUGCUCUGGUGUAGACAGAAAAAACAACAUCAAACAGUCCAGUCUUCAUCUGACCCAUUUUUACUUUAUUUAUUCAUUCACCUGCCCCCCUCCCCCCAAAAUCAACUGCAAAAGCUUUAUUAACUUGGCACAAAUAACUUUGGUCAUUGGGAUAAUUCAUGAUUUGUCCUUUUAUUUUCAAAGUAGCCAUGUUUCGAUUGAUAGCUUUUUCUCUCCAUAUAAUCCUUGUAAUAUUUGAAUGUAACUUAGUUCAGAUAUAAUGUUAAGCUUUAUUUGGUAUUGAUGCUGUGUUGUUACAACUGUUUAACAUAGUUGGCAGGUAUUUUUUUUACUCUUACCAUACAAGUUGCACAAUAACAAAUAGGCCUACUAAGAACGUUUUCAGAGAUUACUUAAAACAAAACUUCAGCUAUUUUCAGUAUUUGUGUGUUGCAAGUAACUGGAUCGGUAACAGUUUAUUUUUGUUUGUUUGUUUUUGUUUCAUUGAAUACUGCAAAAUUCAUUCCACGGAUGUCUUAGCUAUUUGGUUACUGAAUGUCUUAAUACACAAUGUAGUCAAGAGUUUGGACAUCUCAUGUGUUCGACGCCUGUUUGGCUGUACCUUACCGUCUGCUGCCAUUACUUACAGUUGGAUUCGCAUUUGAUCCGAUGCUCAUGUGUGACUGCCCAAUAAAACACUUGCAACGUGUGACCUCUA